Molecule: messenger RNA, 1370 nt
Organism: Trematosphaeria pertusa
Lineage: Eukaryota; Fungi; Ascomycota; Dothideomycetes; Pleosporales; Trematosphaeriaceae
Exons: 3
Coding region: 67-1194 (375 amino acids)
Source: RefSeq, a predicted model, not a curated record
CUUGUUUUUCGCAACGCUGCGUCGAGUAGCACAGUCAUUUCGAAGCUUGGUGUCACAGAAUAUAUCAUGGCUUCUACCUGUUCCACUCCAGCGUGGAGCAAUUUGGAGACCGACAUGAGUGGGCCAACCUGCGACAUGUGCAGCGGUAUUCGGCGUACAGGUCGGCCAGAUCCUUCCCAACAGCGUCUAUGCCGGAUCAUAAUAUUAUACACAAAGCGCCCUUCAGACAGCUAUUUCCAAGGUUACAUAUCACGCUGCCCUUUAUGCACUUUGAUUGUACACUUGCUUUGGGAGGAUCUCCAAGCCGUCUCUUCAUGGGAAGCCAAUGGAGGCAAACUCACGGAGACAAUACCUUCCUGCAGCCUGUCCUGUCAACUCACGCUGGAUAAAUUCAGCCAUCGAACGAUUGGUGUUUGGAUCAAAGGCUUGGUGAAUGGAGAGAUGCGGGACUCGUUUCUUCGGCUGGCAGCACUACUGAAAGAAGGUCGGUCCUCAUUAUAUGAACAUAUCACUGUACCACUACGGACCGAUUCGGGUGAAUCUAUCACAGCAAUUCCAAAUUGGCUUACUCAAUGCCGCUCAAAUCACCCGAAAUGCCGACGCCAUGUUGACGAAGGCUCUUCGAUGCCAACGCGUUUAAUAUACGUCGGCGGUGGAGAAGAGGAGGAUGACCCUGUCAAGUUAAUCUAUACCAAUCGAGCUGACAGAGUUGGAAAUAUGCCCUACAUAGCCCUCAGUCACCGCUGGGGCAACUCUGCCACACUUGAGCGUAUGAAGCUCACGAAUGGGCGGAUUGCACUCUACAAAAAGCAACUUCCUCUUUGUGACAUGUCAAAGUACGUCCAGGACGCAGUGUGGUUGACGAGGGAGCUGGGGUUGCGAUACCUCUGGGUCGAUUUUCUCUGCAUUAUUCAAGACUCGGAGGAUGACUGGGCAGCUGAAGCGGCUGCCAUGUGCGAUGUUUAUGAACGGUGUACGCUCUGCAUCGCGGCGUCGUUCCCAGCAGCAGUGUGUGAUCAGGACAGGGUCUCUUUACCUGAGGGACAUUCCGCCUGGUUUCCUCCCCUUUCAAAGCCCGUCUCCCCACUUCGGAAUCCUUCACGGAAACUCUUUCGGAGAUUACUCAACCAUUCACGGUGCAGCACACCAGCGCCUACUAUUGCACCAAUCCAAGCAUUUGGCACAAUGAGGUGAGGGAUGCGCCAUUGAAUACCCGAGGCUGGGUACUGCAAGAGCGGUGUCUCAGCCCUUGCACGGUAUAUAUGGGACGGUGGCUGCUGUGGGAAUGCGGGGAGCUGGACGCAAGCGAGGCCUAUCCGCGAGGCCAUGGGAUCGUUUCAGUGUGGUCGGAUUGCCCAAAAAGAUGGAGG